AAAGCAUGUUCCGUCCACCGCCUCCAGGAACGAAGUUGACUCCAUGGGUUCCAGACCUAAUAUUCAUACCAAUUUCGCGUGCAUUUGAACGUGUUGGGGUUUAUUUCUAUAAUCGAGUGAUUAGUCGUACUAAUAUAGGAUUGUAUGACAAACGCUGGAAUAAACGUGUACAUGGACCAUACUGUCACUGGCGUUACUAUGGUAAACCAGAUACCAGAUUAUUGGAUGUGAAAAUAAGUGACCUAAAGGCUUGGAUUGGACGACGAGAAAAGACACCAUCCGCAGUUUAUAACGAAUUCGUGCGUAAUGUAUGGCGAGUGCAUAAUCUGUAUUAUUCUGGGCCUGUCUUUAACAACACUGUAAAUAAAAACGAUAUUUCGAUUCGUAUUCAUCUAUUCAUUUUUGAAUUGGCUGGUGAAAUGUCAUCGUUAUUGGGACUUCCAAAAGACGAUGUACCAUUGGUGAUACCGAUUGCUAUCACCGUUAUCAUCAGUGAAUAGACUAGAUAUUAUGAUCACCAUUCAUCUUUUGUUGUAUCUUAUCGUUUUUGACGUAUUAGUGUUUUGAUUUUAAUAAAAAUUUAAUUUCGUUAUGAUUUCCUAGUUCCUCUUUAAGAUUUUAUGGUUGUUUGCAUCAAUGCAAUUUAUCUUUUAUUAUUAGUAUUCUUAAUAUUAUCAUAAUUCUUAUUACUGUUGUCGUACAAUAUUUAUUGCUUGCGCAGCACAAAUAGUAUUCAGUGUGUGUAAUUUUCAAUAAAAUAUUGUU
Messenger RNA from Anisakis simplex (herring worm), 765 nucleotides. NCBI's taxonomy places the organism in Eukaryota, Metazoa, Nematoda, Chromadorea, Rhabditida, Anisakidae. The record is from the annotation of a GenBank genome assembly.